AUGUUGGCCGGUCUACGCUGCCGAACCACCUCCAUUCUCUCUGCAUCGCAACACUACCAAUGUCGGCACUUCUUCUCCUUUCCCUCCAAUGAACCAACCACCUUUUCCGUGACACAACGAUUCAACUACCCCCCAGGUCUCAUCUACGGAGUGGUCUCCGACGUCCAACACUACUCGGAGUUUGUGCCCUUUUGCGAAGGCUCGACAAUCACAAAAACAGAUGGAGACGGAAACCCGGUCGAGGCGGUGCUAAAGGUGGGCUGGAACCAAUUCAACGAGGAAUUCGCCAGCAAAAUUGAAUGCGUGAAAGAUAAGAGCGUUGUUUCCUCAGCGCCGGACCACUCCAUGUUCAAUGUGCUCUACUCGAAGUGGACAAUCUCCCCCAGCCAAAUCUCUGAAAACGCAUGCAAUGUGAAACUGGACCUCGAGUUCCAGUUCAAAAAUGCAAUGUACAAUAUGGUAUCUUCUCAGUUUGCGCCAGCUGUGAGCCAGGUCAUGGUGGACGCUUUCACCAAGCGAGCUCAUGCCGUCGCUCUUCAGGAAAAGAGAAAGGUGAAUUAG
Messenger RNA from Yarrowia lipolytica CLIB122, 561 nucleotides. RefSeq lists its product as uncharacterized. Lineage: Eukaryota; Fungi; Ascomycota; Dipodascomycetes; Dipodascales. Gene Ontology annotation, molecular function: ubiquinone binding. Gene Ontology annotation, biological process: ubiquinone biosynthetic process; cellular respiration. The record is from RefSeq and is a predicted model, not a curated record. Gene Ontology annotation, cellular component: mitochondrion.